Molecule: messenger RNA, 1983 nt
Organism: Tetrahymena thermophila SB210
Lineage: Eukaryota; Ciliophora; Oligohymenophorea; Hymenostomatida; Tetrahymenidae
Exons: 4
Biological process (GO): intraciliary transport involved in cilium assembly
Source: RefSeq, a predicted model, not a curated record
AUGUCUGACGAUAAAAUUAGAUUAGAAAGAAAAAUCAACAAGUAUAUGAAUUAUGGGGCCAGUAAUAAAGGAGGUGAUAAUAAUUCUAUUUCAUAAUACACUUCUGAAAAGAUUAAAAAUUUACACAAAUUUCUUGAAAAUGUGGAGAGCGAAUCUAAUAUGAGUGAAUCCGAUUUUGAAAAUUCAAUAUAGUAUUUUAAUAAGAAAGGAAAAAGUAAAAAUGGAGGAGAAAUCGCUAAAUAUAAAAAUAUAAACGAAGAAAGAUUUGAUGAUGAUAUUUAAUUUAGAGAAAGAGAAUAAACAAAAUUAGAGGAAUGGGAAAGCUAGCUUAGUAAGUUCAAUCAAUAAGCGAAUGAUUUGAAGUUAACAAAAUUGGAAUUAGAUGAGGCUAAUAAAACAGUUGAAAUGUUAAGAGAAUUGCUUUAGCAAGAAUAAAAGAAAUGCGUGGAAUAAGAAAAUGAAUUAAGAAACCAUUAUGAAAAUAGACUAAGCACCUAAAAAGAAGAAUUAGAAUGCGUAAUUGAGAGACAUUUGUAAUUUAUAGAUUAGCUUAUUUUGGAUAAGAAAGAAUUGAAUUCAUAAGUUGAGGAUUUAACUGAAAAAUAUAGAAUUAUGGAAGAAAGCAGACUUGCCUUUGAGAAAGAAUAGAAAGAAAAAUAUAUCAAAGAUCUUAAAUUAUAAAAGGAAGCGUGGUUUGCAGCAGAAAAAUAAAGGAAAGAAAAAUGGAUGAAUGAAAAAACAAAUGAAAUUAAAGAAGUCACUAUAAAAGGAUUGGAACCUGAAAUCGAAAGAAUUAUCAACAGAAAUAAAAUCGAAAUCAAAAAACUUGAAGAAAAGCACCAAAAAUAAAUUAAUGAAUUGAGAUAGAACGUUUAGGAAGAGUAUGAAUAAAAAUUUAGAGCUUAUAAGGACAAGGUUAUGAUGGAAACUGAAGAUUUAAUAAGUAAAGAGAGGUCUUUUAAGACUGAAAAAACAAAAGAGCAGAUCUAAAGAAUAGAAACCAACUAUUAAGAAGAUAGGGAAAGAAUGAAGAAAAACUACGAAUCAGAAAUUAAAGAGUUAGAAAAUAAAAGGAGAGAAGAAAAUGACUACUUUUUGAAAAAAAUAAAAGAAAUUCAAGAAGAUCAUAUUGAAGAAAUAAAAAAACUUAAAAACGAAAUGCAAAAUAAAAUGGACGAGUGCAAGUAUGACAGCAAGCAAUCCUUGUAAUAACAGAGAGAAUAAAUUAAAAUUGAGCAAGAAAAGUGGAUGGAAAAGCAAAUUUAAAAAUAAAAUGAUGAGCUAACUAAAAAGACAUAAGAAAUUAGAAAAAAGCUAGAAAAAGAAAGAGAUUUUUAAAUAGAAGUUGUAAUUAAUAAAAUAACAGAAGAAAAUGUCAAUUUAGAAAAACAGAUAGCAUCAAAAUAUGAGCAAAAGAUAUCUUAAUUGCAACAAGAACACCGUAGUGAAAUAAAAGAACUCAAAAGAGAACUGAGCUACUACGAAGAUUAAAAUGCAUAAACCUCACUUUCUAAAAACCAAAUAAAGGAAAAUAUGGAUACACUGACCAAAAAGCUUUUAGAUGUAUAGAAUAGCCUUGAAAAAUCUGAAAAGGAGAAUAAAGAACUUAAAAAAGAAGUUAAAGAUCUUGAAGCACAACUGCUCUCUUAAAAAAAUCUUUUAAAAAUACAUGAAGAAAAUAUUAGGAGAGAGAUGACUUUAGAGAUACAAAAAUUACAUGAUUAAAUUCUAGUGCUAAAUAAAACUCUUACUCAAAUGGGUGCUGAACAUAAUGUAGAAUUAGAAAAAAUAGAAGAAAAACACUCUAAGUCUCUUGAAGACGUAGAGAGUAGAGUUAAAGUUGUUGUAAUGAAAAAAGACCAACAAAUUAUAAGAUUGAAGGAAGAAAUUAAAUACAAAGAAGAAACAAUUAAUAAAUUAGAGUAAAUGCUUGAACAAAGAAAUAAAAUAUUUGGAUCCAUAAUGAAUAAUAAUAACAAAUGA